AUGACCUCCACUCCAAAAAGUGGGAAAGAGGAUUUGACAGUGACCAAUAUUGAUUCUUUUGAUAGCAGCCCCAUAUUCUCAACACAAAGUGAGAAGUGUUUGGACAAAUCACUGAUUUGUACAUCAGUUCCCCCAUGGCACAACUGUACCUUCCCCAUACUCAGUCUACAAACCAUGGGACUUGUGGGUUCAGUUGCCAACAUCUGUGUGUAUGACUAUGACAUAAACACACUGAAAGGAUCAAACUGGAUAAAUGACCGCAUAAUAGAUACAUUUCUUGCCUCCAGGGUGAUCAUGGCCAAAGAGCUAGGUCACGAUGGAACAAUUUUCCCACUUAGUUGCCACUUCAUGCAGAUAUGUCAAAGACUGCCAGUGCAAGCCCUUAAGAACUGUUUGAGAUUUGGAGUGCUAAAGAAAGAUGUUUUGAUUAUUCCAGUAAAUGACAGAGAAGUCCACUGGAUACUGAUAGUAAUCAUUUUUAAAAGGAAGACCAUGCUCUACCUAGAUUCCAAACAUGGAUUGAACCACUCUGUGAUUGAUGCAAUAACAUCCUUCUUAACAUGUCUAUAUGAGAUGGAUUCAAAAUAUCCCUAUAGUUUUGCAGACUGGUCAUGUUUUGCACCAACUGAUAUACCCAGGCAAGGUAAUUCCAGUGACUAUGGUCCUUUCACAUGUACCAUUGCCCAUCUGAUUGCUUCUGCUGCCCAAUUACAGUUCAUACAAAAGAAUAUGGCUGCCAUAAGACCCUGGAUUGCAAAAGAAAUAAUACAGUACUGUGGGAAAACCUAUCUUGAAGGACAAGACAAAUAUUUUCAAGUGGAAAUUGAUGCUGUUCCUCCCAAGAAGAGACAAAUCUUGAAAGAGUCACAUUACUGUGUCUAG
This is a messenger RNA of Podarcis lilfordi (Lilford's wall lizard), 882 nucleotides long. Lineage: Eukaryota; Metazoa; Chordata; Lepidosauria; Squamata; Lacertidae. The record is from the annotation of a GenBank genome assembly.